AUGCUCCACAAGCUUCGGGAAGCAUCUCUGCAGCCGACAGGAUCCACAGGUGUUACCAAGUCCAAGUUCGUACUGUUCGCCACAGGACAGGCCAAUGAAUUUGGGAACCCAUCUGAGAUGAACAGCUGCUCCAUCUGCUAUCGGGUGACAGCCAAGCCCCAGGGGCCCGCGGUCUUUUCUGCCAAUUACAAAGACUGCCAUGCCCUGGAGAAGGAUGGGCGCUCCCACCCGAGGGUGUUCGUGGAAGCUGGGCUGCCCAAUGGCACUCUGAUCUGUCCCAAACCUGAUCACACCUGGACUCCAGACUCCCACCUGGCACCACCAACCACAUUCUCCCUUCCUGCCCCUCAUCCCCCUAGGUACCCUCUGACUCAGGAACAGUGCCAGGUGGCCUCCGGGCACAUCCCCCGCAGAGUGAGAAGAAGUUCAAAGGAAGCGUCAGCGGGCUGCAGUCAUGACAACACCAGAGAGGGUCCCUGUUACUAUGGCAACACAGCGACUGUCCAGUGCUUCAGAAACAGUCACUUCGUCCUGGUGGUGUCCCAGGAAACGGCCUUGGUGUGCAGGACACUGAUCAAUCUCCACCUGGCCCGCACCGCCCCCCGGCUGCCCCCCAGCCAGGAGGCGGGAUCCUCCGUGGUGGACCGCAUCCAGCACAACCAGCUGGUGACCAACAGCGGCAUCUGGAUGCGGCCACAGGGUUCCAUCACGUGGGACGGCACCUUCAGGCUUCACAUCCACUGUGUCUUCAACGCCAGUGACUUCCUGCCCCUCCAGGCGUCCCUCUUUCCUCCCCCAUCCAGCCACUGUGACCCAGUACAGCCCCUGCGGCUCCAGCUGCAGAUCGACAAGGGAAAAGGGUACGACAAGGCUUUCAGCUCCUACCGCAGGGAGGGGGACCACUCCAUUGUGGGGCUGCUUCAAGAGUCUGACCCCAUGGAGGUCUGGCUCCUGCAGAGGACAGACCCCAUUCUGGUCCUGGUGCUGCACCAAUGCAACCCCUUCCAGUAUCCUCAGUGGCCCAUCCAGUCAGGUGAGUGUCCUUUCGGUGACAGCUCAGGACCUGAAUGAUGGCCUUGGGAGGGUGCUCUGCCCUUCCACUCUCACUACCAGUGCUUCACCGUUGCCACCUUCGCCCUCCUGGACACUGGCUCCUGGAGGGCCCGCAGGGGCCAGGUUUACUUCCUCUGCAGCACCUCUGCCUGCUGCCCCUCAGGGCUGAAGACUUACUCGACUACGUGUAGCUCUGGGGCUGCAGGACGGCAAUGAGCCUCAGGUCACCACAAUGACAUUGCCAUCCAGAGCAUGGUAAGCUCUCCCGGGCCAUUGGGCUUUGAGGAUUCCUACAGGUGGGAGUCUACGCUGGGGCCUGCAGGCUCCACCAUGAACUGCAGCCCAAGGCCUCUCCUCUGGGUAAUUCUUUUGCUGUUGGCUGUUGCCCUGGUCUGAGGGGUUGGCGUCUUUGUGGACCUGAGCCAGGCCAAGCCCAGAAGCUCCUGGAAGACACAGGAGCUCCGAGUGGGCACCCUCGAAGCAUGCCACUUGGUUGCCAUCAUGGAUGAGGGAAUCCAGAGCUCCCGGGGCCAAAAGAACUAA
Balaenoptera acutorostrata (minke whale) is the source of this 1596-nucleotide messenger RNA. It is a transcript of the gene ZP1, whose product is annotated as zona pellucida glycoprotein 1. Gene Ontology annotation, cellular component: egg coat. Lineage: Eukaryota; Metazoa; Chordata; Mammalia; Artiodactyla; Balaenopteridae. Gene Ontology annotation, molecular function: structural constituent of egg coat; acrosin binding. Gene Ontology annotation, biological process: prevention of polyspermy; binding of sperm to zona pellucida. The record is from RefSeq and is a predicted model, not a curated record.